Molecule: messenger RNA, 2306 nt
Organism: Myotis lucifugus (little brown bat)
Lineage: Eukaryota; Metazoa; Chordata; Mammalia; Chiroptera; Vespertilionidae
Gene: IPPK
Product: inositol-pentakisphosphate 2-kinase
Exons: 14
Coding region: 192-1910 (572 amino acids)
Biological process (GO): inositol phosphate biosynthetic process
Cellular component (GO): nucleus
Molecular function (GO): inositol-1,3,4,5,6-pentakisphosphate 2-kinase activity; ATP binding
Source: RefSeq, a predicted model, not a curated record
GGCGGCCCGAGCCUGCGAGUCGGGUAGGCCGGUCCGGCGCAGGCGGCGGCUGACAGGCGCUCCUCCUCCUCCUUCUCCUCCUCCUGUCCCUUCUCGUUCUCCUCCUCCUCUUCCGACGGCGCGGCUGGUGCCCAGGCGGACUGUCGACCCCCAGCUCGCGGCCCUGCAAGGCUCCAGGGCCGCUCUGGGGGAUGGACCAGGGGAAGAUGGACGAGAAUGAAUGGGGGUACCACGGCGAGGGCAACAAGAGCCUAGUUGUGGCUCACGCGCAGCGUUGUGUGGUACUGCGUUUUCUGAAGUUUCCUCCCAAUAGGAAGAAGGCCUCGGAAGAAGUAUUCCAGCACCUACAAAGCAUAGUGGACUUCGGCAAAAAUGUCAUGAAAGAGUUUUUGGGGGAGAACUAUGUUCAUUGUGGGGAGGUGGUCCAGCUGCCUUUAGAUUUUGUGAAGCAGCUCUGCUUAAAGAUACAGUCUGAACGACCAGAAUCUCGCUGUGACAAGGACCUGGACACUCUCAGUGGUUAUGCUCUGUGCCUUCCCAAUUUAGCCAGACUUCAGACGUACCAUUUUGCCGAGCACCGGCCGAUUCUGUGUGUAGAGAUCAAGCCAAAAUGUGGGUUUAUUCCUUCCUCCAGUGCCGUGACGCAUGAGAUGAAGCACAAGGUGUGCCGCUACUGCAUGCACCAGCACCUCAAGGUGGCAACUGGGAAGUGGAAGCAGAUCAGUAAAUACUGUCCCCUCGAUCUCUACUCAGGAAAUAAGCAGAGAAUGUACUUUGCCUUGAAAAGCUUGUUGCAGGAGGCACAGAACAACUUGAAGAUAUUUAAGAAUGGGGAGCUGAUUUAUGGCUGCAAAGAUGCCCGCAGCCCCGCAGUUGACUGGCGGGAGCUGGCACAUCACCUGAAGCCGUUCUUCUACCCGUCCAACGGCCUGGCCAGCGGGCCCCACUGCGCGAGGGCCGUGAUCCGGGAGCUGGUGCGCGUCAUCACGCGGGUGCUGCUCAGUGGCUCGGACAAGGGCCGGGCAAGUGCCCUGAAGUUGGGGCCUGGGUCCCCAGGGCCUUGUGUCUGUGAAGCCAGCCCCUUCAGCAGGAGCCUGCGUCACCAAGGAAAAAGCAGCCUGGAGCACUCGGGGUUGCCGAAGGGCUGUCUUCUGUACCAAACCCUUCAGGUGCAGAUGUUGGACCUGCUGGACAUCGAAGGCCUCUACCCUCUGUACCGACGGGUUGAGCGGUACCUGGAGGAGUUUCCUGAGCAGAGGAAAGCAUUGCAGAUCGAUGGGCCGUAUGAUGAAGCGUUUUACCAGAAGCUGCUCGACCUUUCCACGGAGGACGACGGGACAGUGGCCUUUGCGCUGACCAAGGUGCAGCAGUACCGGGUGGCCAUGACGGCAAAGGACUGCUCCAUCAUGAUCGCGCUCUCCCCCUGCCUGCAGGACGCCAGCUCUGAUCAGAGGCCUGUGGUCCCUGCAUCGCGGUCCAGGUUUGCCUUCUCCGUGUCUGUGCUGGACCUUGACCUCAAGCCCUACGAGAGCAUCCCGCAUCAGUACAGACUGGAUGGCAAGAUCGUCAACUACUACUCGAAGGCUGUGCGCGCCAAAGACGCCGCCCCAGUGUCAGCCAGGUUCAAGGAGAGCGAAGACUGCACCUUAGUUCUCCAUAAGGCUCUUAGCACACGGAACACGGACUGUCAUGUAGAUCUUACAAUUUGGCCUUUUAAGAAAACAGGGAUCCUACUGGAACUUCCUCAGCUGAGUGGCCAGCCACACGCCAAUCAGCACAGGCCUGUGGCUCCUGCAGGUGAGGGCACAGUGCAGACGGCCACCAUUCUGCGUGGGAUCAGCAGGGGCCACGGGACUCAGGUUGGGCAAACACAUCACGUGAGCACCAACUCCUUUCCUUUCCUUUCCUGAGUGACGCCGCUCUGAACUGUGGGGACGCACCAGCCCUGUGCCUCUGCCCUGGGCCUCCCUCGGGUGUUGGGCCGCCUCUGCAGGGCUGCCGCCCGCUGGUGCAAGAGGAGUGGCCCUGCUGGCACCCCGGGCUCUUGGUGGGGCUCCCCAGGUGCCAGGCUGCUGUGAACACGCGAGUCCUGGUGGCAGGUUCACUCCAUGGUCGGUUGUACAGGCUGAUUAUUUAUAGCAUCGUUUUGAGGGAUUAAUGAAGGCUCAUUGUAAUAUAUUAUAAUGUUAGUGAAACCGUGGAAUUAUAUGAAAAUGCUACAUGAAAUAUAAGGAGAAUAUUUUGCUGAUUGUAAAUUUUUGUGGGGAAAUUUUGUGAUAAUUUGAGAAUUACACUUGUUUGAAUUA